Messenger RNA from Closterium sp. NIES-65, 2082 nucleotides. NCBI's taxonomy places the organism in Eukaryota, Viridiplantae, Streptophyta, Zygnematophyceae, Desmidiales, Closteriaceae. The record is from the annotation of a GenBank genome assembly.
AUGCAUCGAGCAUGUCGACACAUCUUGCUCUUCGUGGCUCUGCUGCUGCUGGAUGUCAGCAAAUGGACGGACCAGAUCGUUCCUGGUGGGGAUCGGACGGACGGGAAGCCAUCUAGGGGAGUGCUGCUGUGUGCAGCAGGCAUCAUCGCUAAGAGCGACCUCACUAUGUGUGUGGCUGAUGGGGGGGUUGCUGCUGGAACAGUGCCUGGGGGAGGUUGGGGAGGAGGGGAGCAGCAGCAGCCGAGUUACAUACCAGACGGGGCCAAGUCGGUCAAGUGCAGGAAGAAGAUUGUGCUGUCCCUUGCUGUCUCCAACGGUCAUACGCUUGGGACAGAGGCAAUAGAAGCAGUGCUGACUCGAGUCAGUGACAGCACAGGCGGCGCUGCUGGUGGAAGGAAUGGAGACAGCAGCAAGGGAGAAAACACCACCAAGGGCAGGGACGGCGGAGGAGGGGGAGAGAGCAGCAGCAUGAGAGCGAACGGCGGAGGAGGGAAUGGCACUGUGGCAGGAGGAGGGGAGGGAGUGGAGAGGCGGUUGGCAGACCCUGUGAAGAUCACGGUGGUGAAGACACCGGUAUAUGCCGUGUACCCUCUCACGUUCCUGCAGUCCUUCAAUGGCCGGCCAUACGAGGUGGUGGUGACUACAACGGGGUGCAGGGACGGUGCAUAUGACAGCGACCCCACGUGCGGCUGGUUCCUCUACCCAGAUGGCACAAGAGUGCCCAACAGCCAGGGGUUCUGCUGCAGUUGCAGUGGUGGUGACACGUGGAAAGACUCCAUUGGUCUGGACAAUCCGCAACAGUUCAGGGCUGACCUGGACUGUAGCCUGUGGCGGCAGAAGCUGUUUUUUGGAGGAGUGCCCUCGAGUUCUCACUGCCUUCGGUUCAAUGACACCUGGUACCCCACGUACCGCAUAGGCGUGGCGUCUCUGGUGUUCCAGAUCCAGAUCACCAUCAGCAAGCUGUUCUCUGACUCGCACGAGCAGGAAACGCUCAUCCUCUCGCCCAUGGCCCCAGUCGCAGUCAACCCCUCUCAAUCGCUCUCAGCCACUCUGGUGGGGGACUUCCUGACCUACACGCAGCUGCCGAACCUGAGUGAUCGCCUUCUGUCCGUGCCCCUUCAGCCAGGAUCUCCCACGUUUGGCCGAUUCACCUCCGACACGUCAGGCUGGCUGCUAGUGGACAAGGAGCGCUACUCGCUGGACGGCAGCGAGUGCAACAAGGUGGGCACCAGCUUCAGCGCCUUCCGCUUUGAGCCCGAGCGCUGCCAGCGCUCUGUGGGCUCCUGCCUCUCCAAUCAGCUGCUGGAUUUCGCCCAGGAGGACGCCCAGCGAGUGGCGCAGGGCCUUGACCCCAUCCACGCGCUGUCGUCACUGGGACCCAUCACCACCCUGGAAAGCCCAAACGGCUCCCUCAGCAUUGCCCUGGUGCCAAACGGCUCUCUGAGCAUUGCCCUGGUGGUGACUCAGCGACUCAACUCCCUCAUCACUCUCGAGAUUGCUGCUGAUGACGUCACCUUCAUCAAGAACAGGAGCCCCGGUCGCAUAGUGUCUGUGGCGGCGCCUCUGUUUGAAGCCAUGUCCAGCGAGGGGCGGGUGGACAUCAAGGUUACCAACAACGGCUCUCUGGAUGCGGAUUUCACCCUCACGGCACAGGAGCGCAGCAUAGCAGCAGGAGCAACAACCAGCUUCACCUUUCUGCUGCAACUCCAAGAUUCCCUUGCCUCGCAACGCUCCUGCCUUGUGGUCCUAUAUGAUGCCAUCUCAUCGGUCGCUGACGUGGCGCCCCUCGCAUUCACCACCAAUGCCACGGUGGACAACCGGGGAGCGCAGAGUGGGCAGUCGGAUGGCAAGGCCAUCCAGAACACAACACUCUUCUCCCCACGCCCUGGCUCGUCGUCCUCCUCCUCUUCCUCGUCGCGUUCAAGUGACAAUUCAUGCAGCUUCUCCUGCCCGUCAUUCUUCGGCAUGGCCUGCUUCGUCACGCAUGCCUGCUGGGGUCGUUUCGCCGGAGCCAUAGCAGUCAUGCUCAUCAUCCUCGCAGGUAUGCUUGUGCAAGCUGGAGCCUGCCUUCCUCAUUUGUAG